AUGUCUCUUGGCAGGAGAGUCCUUCUCAACAGCGGGCACAAGAUCCCCCAGCUGGGUUAUGGGACCUGGCAGUCGUCGCCUGGGGAGGUUGCUUUGGGUGUUUUUGAGGCCCUGAAGGUUGGUUACAGGCAUUUGGAUCUUGCCAAAGUAUACGGAAACCAGCUCGAAGUUGCCCAGGGUUUGAAGAGGGCUUUUCAGGAGAUUCCAGGUCUUCGACGUGAGGACAUCUUCAUCACAUCCAAGUUGUGGAACUCUCAACAUGAUCCCGAAGUUGUUGAAUCUGCCCUCGACGACUGUUUGGAGGAACUUGGUCUCGAGUAUCUUGAUCUCUACCUCGUUCACUUUCCAAUCUCGUUCAAGCGGAGCUCCGUCCAUGUCGGUCAGGACCUGUUCCCACUUACCGGGGGUAAUCAGCCCGAUGGUGACGUCGUCAUUGACGACACAAUCUCGAUUGUUGACACCUGGAGAGCCAUGACCAAGUUACCUCGAUCAAAGGCUCGAUCAAUCGGAGUGUCCAACCACAGCCUUGAACAUCUCAAGGCAAUUAUCAACGGUACAUCUGUCGUUCCAGCAGUCAAUCAGAUUGAGCGCCAUCCCCUGCUCAGGCAGGACGAUCUGAUUGCCUUCUGCAAAGAGAACAACAUCCAUAUUACCGCCUAUUCCGCUUUCGGGAACAACAUGCUCAAUGUCCCGUUGCUCUUCUCCCAUCCAGACAUCAAAUCACUGGCCGAGAGACUCUCCCGCGAGAGAGGCGAGGAUAUUACCCCCACUCAGAUCUUGCUUAGCUGGGCUCAGAGCGGUGGGCACAGCGUCAUUCCCAAGUCGGUCUCCCCGGCUCGCAUCGCCUCAAACUUUGAAGAAAUUGAUCUGUCACCUGAUGACCUCCGAGUGGUUGAGGGAGUAGGCAAGGAACAGAGACGGUUCAACAUCCCGUACAUUGCAAACAAGCCACGGUGGGACAUCAAUCUUUUUGGCGACGAGGCUGAAGCACCAGCAACGCACAAGGUCAUUAUCUAG
Messenger RNA from Fusarium keratoplasticum, 1017 nucleotides. RefSeq names its product Aldo-ket-red domain-containing protein. NCBI's taxonomy places the organism in Eukaryota, Fungi, Ascomycota, Sordariomycetes, Hypocreales, Nectriaceae. Gene Ontology annotation, cellular component: cytosol. The record is from RefSeq and is a predicted model, not a curated record. The transcript is spliced from 12 exons. Bases 1 to 1017 code for a protein of 338 amino acids. Gene Ontology annotation, molecular function: aldose reductase (NADPH) activity.